Molecule: messenger RNA, 495 nt
Organism: Caenorhabditis elegans
Lineage: Eukaryota; Metazoa; Nematoda; Chromadorea; Rhabditida; Rhabditidae
Gene: nlp-66
Product: Neuropeptide-Like Protein
Exons: 2
Coding region: 111-404 (97 amino acids)
Source: RefSeq, marked reviewed
AGAGGCGCCGCCCACCUCAACACAUCGAGGUCCUCUUAUACUCGGGCACAUUUUCGUUUCAUACUUUUUGUCAGCCUCUGCACAGGACUGGUCUCAAAUUCAAGCGAAGAAUGAGCUCUGGCAAACUUUUCCAGUUUUUUAUUGUCUUCCUUGCUACACUUCUUCUUGCCGAUGCAAUUCCAAUGGUUUCAUCUCGCGACGAAGAUGAUCAGAUUAUCCAAAAACGGCUAUCAAAUGACGCUUUGAUCCGUCUACUCAUGAGAAACCGCGGAACCCAAACCCAAUUGGGACUGAAACGUGGUCUUGUAAAAAAGGCAGAAGUGGAACGGCGAAGUAUUGAUGAAGACUUUUCCAACUGUUUCCUCUCGCCUGUUCAGUGCAUGCUGCCCUCUUCCAGGAAGUAAACUUCAAUGGAUUCUCAAUUUUUGUGACGUUAUACUUAUACUUUCACCGUUUGCUUACUCUAAGCGAAAACUAGUAAACUUUUCGUGUUAA